AUGCCAAACCCCACCGUAUUUAUUGCUUUUCAACAGCCAAUAAAAAAAGCAAUUGUUUGCAAUGACUUGUAUGACUCGGUAAUAAGAUUCGGUAAAAUUCAAAGAAUUAUUUGUAUGAACUCACACCGCCCUGAUAUGCCCCAUUCAUUAAUAGAAUUUGAAUCACCAGAGUCAAGUAACAAAUGUAUUGAAUAUCUCAAAACUAAUCCCCUCCCAAUUCUUAAUUAUAAGUGUAGAGCAGAAGUAAGUAAUGCCGAGUCAUUAAAUGUUAAAACUGAGAGUCCACAAGCACAUGACUAUACUAUUAGUCCUAGAUUUGGACAUGAAGCUCCAAUAACAAGAGUCUUACUUGUUAAUGAAUUACCACGAUAUGUAACUCCACAAUCCCCUUUUCAUUUUUAUAAUCUUUUUUCAUUAUAUGGAUCUAUUAUUAAAGUUAAUGUUCUUAGCGAAAAACGUACUGCAAUGAUUGAAUACUCCUCUAUUGAAGACACCAUUAACGCAUAUCAAAACCUAUCUAAUGUAAAAUUUUUUGGUUCACGACUUAUUGUUAAACAUAGUAAACACGAUAGUGUAGCAGCACCUCCUGGGAUUUGGUGUAAAUACUUUCAACCAUCAAAACUUUUACUUCAUUCUACUGCCCCUAAAUGCUCAUGUAUAAGAAGUGGUGUGUUUGCAUUUAAAACAACACAAGAUGCAGUUAUUUGUGUUUCUAUUCUAAAUAAUAAAAAUGAAAAUGGAAUAUUACUCAAAUUAGCUUUUGUUUCUGAGCCACCACAAGUUUCUCCGUCAAAUAUAAAAUAUGGAUAUUCACAACCACACCCAAUGAGUCGUAUGUCUGCCAACCAACCAAUUCUUCCUGCACAACCAAUAACCCCAUUUCAACCAAUGCUUCUACCUCAAACUAUUCCUUCCCAAAACCUUCCACCUCAAAGCCUUCCUCCACAAAAUCUUCCUCCACAAAGUCUUCCUCCACAAAGUCUUCCUCCACAAAGUCUUCCUCCACAAAGUCUUCCUCCACAAAGUCUUCCUCCACAAAGUCUUCCUCCACAAAGUCUUCCUCCACAAAGUCUUCCUCCACAAAGUCUUCCUCCACAAAGUCUUCCUCCACAAAGUCUUCCUCCACAAAGUCUUCCUCCACAAAGUCUUCCUCCACAAAGUCUUCCUCCACAAAGUCUUCCUCCACAAAGUCUUCCUCCACAAAGUCUUCCUCCACAAAGUCUUCCUCCACAAAGUCUUCCUCCACAAAGUCUUCCACCUCAAAAUAUUCCAUCACAAAAUAUUCCAUCACAAAGUGUUUCAUCACAAAGCCUUCCAUCACAAAGUCUUCCACCUCAAAAUCUUCCUUUUCAACAGUCACAAUUAACUAAUCCAUAUUCUUCCUAUAAACUAGAAUCCCAAAAUAACAACCAACCAUAUUCAUUAAAUGAAACUGAAACAACAAAACCAAUUAAGCCACCAACACACUAUUACAAUUAUUCACAAUGA
Messenger RNA from Entamoeba histolytica HM-1:IMSS, 1488 nucleotides. Its product is annotated as RNA recognition motif domain containing protein. Gene Ontology annotation, molecular function: mRNA binding. The transcript is spliced from 2 exons. Gene Ontology annotation, biological process: regulation of RNA splicing. Bases 1 to 1488 code for a protein of 495 amino acids. The record is from RefSeq and is a predicted model, not a curated record. NCBI's taxonomy places the organism in Eukaryota, Evosea, Mastigamoebida, Endamoebidae. Gene Ontology annotation, cellular component: nucleus.